Aspergillus brunneoviolaceus CBS 621.78 is the source of this 517-nucleotide messenger RNA. RefSeq lists its product as uncharacterized. Bases 59 to 385 code for a protein of 108 amino acids. The record is from RefSeq and is a predicted model, not a curated record. The transcript has a single exon. NCBI's taxonomy places the organism in Eukaryota, Fungi, Ascomycota, Eurotiomycetes, Eurotiales, Aspergillaceae.
GGAAAAACCCCCAGGCUAAAUUUCCCCACAGCCGUCUCCCCGCCGGACUUGGGUGGCUAUGACGAGCCGGCAAUGGUUCAGACCCUGGUCCCUUUCCCCACAUCCCUCAUCUCGCCUUGGGCUCUUUGCUCGAAAGCACGCGGCAGAGAAGCUCUGCGCCUCUUCAUUUACCAGUUUGUCGACACGCAACGGCUCUAGUGCAUCGCAUGAGCGACCUAAUCAACCACAUAUUAAAUGUCCUCGCUUGGGCCCAAUCGCUUACCGUCUCCGGCCUCCGCCAGUGGAGUUAAGUGGACAAUGUCGGGUCCGUUUGGUCGUUUGGUCGUUUGGUCCUCUUUCCUGUUUCCCCAGCAAAGCUGAGCUUUUUACCAAGUUGAGCUCGUGAGGACUUUUUUUUUUCUCUCUCUCUCCUUCGGUUUUCCGUCAAUGCCCACGCCAAAAGUCAAUUCCGGUGUCUAGUAGCUUCUGUCCUGUUGACGAUGCAAAAAUUCUGGUGACGUGGGGUUCCUACCUGCCU